ACGGCGAAUAGUGCUUAAGCUAAAGGAAAAUUUUGAUCGCCCUAAUCCGAUGCCGUCCCAGAUCUUUGCGUGUGUCUCGAAAAAAAAAGAGGGAGGAGAGAACCAUGGCCUCGACAAUGUAUGUUUGCCUGUGCACGCGCCUCGGCUUACCCAUCUGCAGAUCUGAUCUGCUUGCUCGACCCAUGACCGGAGGGCACCGAUCACACCGGCCGCUGGGCACGACGGCGGCGCACGUGCCGUUCGAGGACCUCUUGUACCGCGGGCUGGAAGAAGGCCUCGUCGUCGCACCGCCGCCACGUCCAAGGACGAGCCACGCUGCCGGGAGCCGAUGCAAUAUGUUCCUCGGGACGUUUGCUGCCACAUUUGCUAUCAUAUUUGCAGCGGUAAUUAUCUGGGCGGCAAUUUCGCCCCGAAGCCCUGAACAUUUGGACCCCUAUCAAAUGACGGCACUUCUAAUUCUUGAUAUUACGAUGUCGGCGCUUGUUUAUUUGCUUACCAUGAAUGCAGAUGAAACAAUAUAAUGCCAACGACCCUUUAACUCCACGUACAACUGUCCAACAAAGAAAGAUUAUGAUGCGCAAGGUUCAAUGUAAAUAGAGUAGCUAGAUCGCGUUCUUGCUUAAUGUCCAUCGGUGACUGAUCAUAAGGGAAUAAAUCAUAGGUCGAGUGGCACGAGGGUGGCUGUACCUAUAUUUCAACGGAUUGAAUCCAGAUAUGGUGCCAUGUAUCCAGUGUGUUAUUUCUGAGUGUGUGUGAAUCGAGAUUAACAUUCAUGCACUUGCACCUACUUAUCGUGUUUUAUAAAUAUCUACACUUUCAUUCUA
This is a messenger RNA of Lolium perenne, 824 nucleotides long. NCBI's taxonomy places the organism in Eukaryota, Viridiplantae, Streptophyta, Magnoliopsida, Poales, Poaceae. The record is from RefSeq and is a predicted model, not a curated record.